ACUCAAAUACAAAACUUUGGAACCACAAAAUUAAAAACGCAUGCUUUCAGCCGCAAGUUAGAACUCAAAAUUUCUCCAUCAUGCUUAAGCUCCUCAACAAGAACCUCCGGCGCCUCAGCUCCCUUCUGAAGUGGUCACUACGGCGUCGUUCCAAGUCCAACCCUAGCUUCGGCAACCCCACUCCCAAACCUCACACCGAACCAAGAACCAGCACCCCCGAACCUUCCCCUCCUCCUUCCAGACCAAUACGAAUCGCUACGUUCAACGCCGCAUUCUUCUCUAUGGCACCGGUGCUUCCCGAACCAGACAGAAGCACCACCUCGGACGACGACAACGUGGAGCAACCAAAGUCAACCUACGACCGACCACCACGAAGCAUUUUGAAACAGUCGCAGUCUCCGCUGUUGGGUAAGUCAAAGCUAAGAGUGUCGAUCAACUUACCCGACAACGAGAUUUCGCUGCGGCAAACGAGCUUCUCGGAGCACGAGAGAGCAAAAGGGCCGUUCUCAUGGUCGUCGAGUUUCAGCGAGGGAGUGGAGGGAGAGAGAAACAGGAAAACGGUGCUUGAAGUUCUGAGAGAGGUAAACGCCGACGUUUUGGGGUUGCAAGACGUGAAGGCGGAGGAAGAGAACGGGAUGAAGCCUUUAUCUGAUUUGGCUCGAGCUUUGGGGAUGAACUACGUCUUCGCCGAAAGCUGGGCCCCUCAAUACGGCAACGCCGUUCUGUCAAAGUGGCCCAUUAAACGCUGGAAGCUGCAGAAAAUCUUCGACCACACCGAUUUCAGGAAUGUACUGAAGGCCACUAUCGAUGUACCCGAAGAAGGUGAACUGUACUUUUACUGCACCCACCUUGAUCAUCUUGAUGAGAAUUGGAGAAUGAAGCAGAUAAAUGCAAUAAUUCAAUCUAAUGAUGAGCCACACAUUUUAGCUGGUGGUCUUAAUUCGCUUGAUGAAUCAGAUUAUUCCCAAGAAAGAUGGACAGAUAUUGUUAAGUACUAUGAGGAGAUGGGAAAGCCAACACCCAAGGUUGAAGUCAUGAAAUAUCUCAAGAACAGACACUACACAGAUGCGAAGGACUUUUCAGGGGAAUAUGAGUCUGUUGUCAUGAUCGCCAAAGGACAAAGUGUCCAAGGUACGUGCAAGUAUGGAACUCGGGUAGAUUACAUAUUAUCAUCCUCAGAUUCUCCAUACCAAUUUGUUUCAGGGUCUUACUUAGUCCUUUCUUCCAAAGGGACUUCAGAUCAUCACAUAGUGAAAGUUGAUGUGGUAAAAGUGAAUAGAAAUCCUCAAGAAAAUCUGACAAAGAAGCAGGAACAGCCACGACACAAACUUCAGAGAAUAAAAUCAACUUCAUCCAAAUGUAUAUGGAAAACACAAACUGCAGAUAUAGAUUGAAUUCUUUUCUUUCCUCAUUUUUUUUUUUCACUAAUUUUGAAGAUGGAGCGGUACUUAGUUUUGUUCCUGCUUACAGCUUCCUAAUUCUGUUCUGUAUAUUAUUCAGAGGAACUAGACGUAUGAAAUAAGGGUGAUAUGUGAUGAGUUGCACA
Molecule: messenger RNA, 1546 nt
Organism: Vigna radiata var. radiata (mung bean)
Lineage: Eukaryota; Viridiplantae; Streptophyta; Magnoliopsida; Fabales; Fabaceae
Exons: 4
Coding region: 81-1394 (437 amino acids)
Biological process (GO): GPI anchor biosynthetic process
Cellular component (GO): endoplasmic reticulum
Molecular function (GO): catalytic activity
Source: RefSeq, a predicted model, not a curated record